AUGACUUUUGGUUAUGAAACCCUGGUAGAUUCCGGAGAAGGUGACUUUGUGUGUUUAGGAAAUUUCCAAAGUCCAAAUUCGAAGGAUAUUUUGCUAGUGAAGGAAAAUAAAUUGCUUUUGUACACCUUUAGUGAUAGUUUUACAGACGUUUUAGAUAAUUUUGAUCCCAAAUCACUGAAGAGUCUGAAUCAAGAGAAAAUAAUUAAGCUUGUUCAAGAAUAUAAAUUUCCUAGCUCAAUAACGUCAUGUAGUGUACUGAAACAACUGUUAUACUUCCCUAACCUUCACGAUUGCAACAGUGUUGGUUGUUUGAAAGGUGAAGAUGAAGACUCAAAAGGCUCUGAUAAAAACGAGUAUUUGGACGGGAUCAUAAUUUUGUCAGAAGGUGACGUCAUGAUUUAUUACUUUAAUAUAUUAAAUUGCGAGUUUAAGUUAUUGUUUCAAUUUGAUGGACAAGAAGAAGAAGUGGAUGAAGUGUUAGAUACUAACUACGAAUACACAGAUAUGCUGGUGGUGUACCAUAAAGAUUGGGUAAUAGAUAACAAAUUAGCAAACGAUGAUAAAAUCUACAUUAAAAACUAUUUAAUAAUUUACACACAUAAACAGUUCGAACUUAAAUUUCUGUUGUUGAACUCAUAUUUCCAUUAUAAGAGUAGUUUAGAAGAACUAAAUUCACCAAAAAAUAAGACAAAUGAAAGCCCGAAAGGAAAAGACAGUGGUAGAAGAAAUAGCAAUGAACAGGAAAAUGAAAAGUAUAAGUCGCCGUACCUAAUAUUAUCUAACUAUAUAAAAAUGGAUUUGAAGGAAAAGUUCAACUUGAACAAGAAUAGCCUAGUCAAGGCGAUAUCCUUCAUAGAUAAUUAUCAUACGCCAAUACUGGGAGUGUUGACAACAAAUUACCCAGAGUACAUAUCGAACCAUAACGUAACACACGAAGUCCAGGAAGUAGGUAGUUUACAGCAUGAAAAUCAACUAGAGAAUUGUAUAAGCGUAAUAAACUCGCUUUUUAUAUUAAAUAUCGACCUCGUGCUGAUAAACAUAAACAUACUUAACAGAAUGGAUGAUAUCCCAAUGAACACAGUGUACCUGAGAGGAUUAGUGUACAACAAUUUCAUAGGGUUUAUAAUGUGUAAUAAUGACUUGAUAUAUUGGUUCAACAUGUUCAGUAGUCAUUUCUACUACCAAUUCAUGAAUUUCUAUUCACUUGACGUUAAACCAAGACAAGGAAGCCAUAUAAUAGAUAAUAGGAAAAUGAACCUGGAAUUGUACGACUAUAGAUUACAAACGACCAGAUUUAAGUCGGGAGGAUUUGAUGUGUUACUAUUUCCAGAAAAGAACAAUGGAGAUCCGGCAUAUUUGGGGAAGUUUGAGUACAGCGAUGAUAUAGUAGAUAUUAAGUGGGAAAAGUUAGACCAGUUAAAUAACGAAGAGCCGUUCUACGUAAACGAUUUUGAUAUCUGGUUUAUAGAUGAAAAUAACAUGCUGGUUGUAAACACGAACAAUAUUAAUCUUUUACAGUCUACAAUAUUGACAAGAGGAGUAGAAUUGGAAGACGCAAGAUUAGUAAACCUAGAGACGAUAAAAUCGUUGGGAUUUAUUAAACACCUUAACUACUAUCACUUUAACCCAAAUAAACUAACUGACGGAGACCAAGAAAAUAGGAACCAAAUCCACCCUAACACCGACCAUUUCUGUCUAAACACAAACAAUGUGAGUGAAGAUGAAAGGUGUUAUAUGAUUGGAAUAAGAAAUGACAAGAACAUAGUGAAACUAUCAAGUAAGAAGAUGUUAUACCUAAAGGUGUACAUUAAAGCAGAUGGUAAAUUUACCAUAAAUAGAAAUAAGAUGUGUAACAAUAAUAGAUUGGUGGAAGCAAAAGAUAAUAGAUUGAAGAUAAGAAAUAUGGGAACGGAAGAAGUUUUGAACGAUGAACUGACGAAUAAAGUCAAAACUGUUAAAUUCGUGGACGAAUUCAUAGCUGUACUAUACAAUAACGACCAACUGCAUAAGUAUCAUGUGAAUGAGUUUGAAGGUCAAAAUGCCAAUAAACAGAGUAAAUCAGUAAAAAGUAAAAAAAGUGUAUCAAAUUUAAGUAAGGUUGAGACAGGAGUAAAGAUGUUCAAUACACUGGAACUUAAAAAUAACGCCUACUUAACCUACCUAACAUUCAAUAAUUACCUCUAUUUGUAUAAUUUAAACUCUAAUUUUGUAGUUUUAAAAUUAACUAAUCUCUUACAAUUAAACAAUACCAUCAUGCCCGACGUUUAUAAUUACGAUGCUAUGAUACACGGGGAAAGUGAAGAUGAGAUGAGUGGAGGGAAUUUUGAGAAUACUAGAAGUAUGGAAACCAACAACAAUGAGUCUAGCCGAAACCUUAAUUCAUCCAGAACUAAGAGUAAGUUGGAGAUUGAGGAAGAGAUAGUAUCCUCAUAUAUGAUAUUCAAGGAGGAGGAGGUUUAUAUGAUGUUAUUGGUGACAGGAUACCCACUGUAUAUUUAUAAAUUUGUGGAUGUGAGUAAAAAGCUUAGGAGAAAGUUUUGUUAUUUCAAACUAGUAAAGCAUAACCAAAUAGUGCCAUUUCCAUCACUACUACUAAACCAUGAUGAUGUAGUUUACAAAUUAAAGCCUAAAGUAGAAGAAGUAAUCAACGACAAUAAUCAAAUAUAUGCAUAUCCACUGUUAGAAGUGGAUUCAGACUCGAGCCUAAGUAUCUGUGAUGACUCAGAUGAAGAAACGAAUGGGAAAAGCGUGCCCAAUUCUGAAUUCAUAAAUAAUAUGUUUAGAGAUAGAUUUAGAGAAUUUUACAAGAAGAACCCACUGCUGAAUUUAACCUCAAAGAAUAGUAAACUGUACAUUCAUAAAGUAUCACUAAUAAAUCCAACUAAUUUAGCAUCAGAAAGUGAGAAUGAGAGAUCAAGUCUGAGGUAUUUGUUUAAAAACAAUUACUUGUUCUGCGCCGAGAACAAUAAACUGUAUAUAUAUGACACAAGAGAAAGUCAAAUUGAGUGUUAUUUCAAGACAAAAUAUAGUAAUUUAAAUUUCAACGAUUUUAAUAUUCACAUUUUGAAUGCAGAAAUAAACGGAGGAAAUGAAGUUAAAAGCAAGGAACUUGAUGUGGUAAUUGAUGAUAGAGAAGAUGCUGAAAAGUUAGGAGGAAGUGGUGAAGAACUGGUGGAGAACUAUAUAUACAGAGUAGUAAAAACCGAUAAGAUCAGUAACAUGAACCUGCUGACAGUAUCAAAUUACUACUAUGUAUAUAAAAAUAAUAAUGUAAGAAGAUAUACAAACCUUAAUGAAAAGCAGAGAUUCAGUAAUGGAGUGAUGAAUACAUAUACAGGAGUGAUAGAUUAUUCAGGAGAGUUGGGAAGGUUAAUUAGCAUAGUGGUUGAGGUGGGAGAAAACGUCCUUAACAAUUUGUACAACAUGCUAAAUGUGAGAAACAAACUCCAAAACUUCCACAAAAACAAUGAUAAUAUCGUCAAGGAUAAGAAAAACUUCAUUAAUAAGCAGCUGAAACUGUUCAUACAAUACUACCAGCACUUGAAAGGUAAACAAAAUGGUGACGGAGCUGAGGCCAGUGAGGACUUUGACGCGAACUCACUGGUGCAGGAGGAUUACAUAAUAAUAUUGUUCAUAAGCAAUAACGACGUGAAGAUAAUAAGUUAUUAUAAGCUUGAAAGCUUUGAGAAGGUGCUCUCCUUGAAUUUUGGACUCAUAAAAACCCACGAGUACCUGCUGGCUGGCACGUGCACUAACCUAGGCGAGUAUGUAGAAUCGAAAAGUAAUUUGAUAGUGUUGGACUUCAUGUCUAUUAAAAACGUUGGUGAAGGUAACUACAGUACAGUUUAUAGUGCGGAUAGCGUAACGAUAACGGACGUAGUUGGGGAUGUGUUUAGGAACGUCAACCCGAUGAAGUUAUACUUGAAGAGAACAUUCCUGUACCCAAUCACCUUCAUAUCAACGCUUAACAACAAAACUAGCAUAAUAAAUGACUUGAUCAAGAAUAAGGAAAUUAACCUGCAAAUCCUUGAGGAGGAAGAACAAGAAGAUGAUACAGGCGCAGCGGAGGGAAAGGGAGUAAAAAGAAAGUUAGAUAACAGGACUGGUGCUGGAGUUGAUUCGAGUCUAAGAAACAAUGAUUCUAAGACCAAUAAUAGCGAUAACGCACCGAGCCUGAGCCACGACGAGAAUAACCUGAUAAUCCACUCAGUGGGAAGUAAUAUAUACAUACACGAGCUGAAGGGCAAGAAUAUAAUCAAGGGAGCAUUCAACGAUUUGUAUACUACAAUAUCAGCAGUGUCAAUAUUCAACAACUUCCUCCUAAUCGGCGACGUCUUGAAGGGAUUGUCAUUGUUCAUGUACAUAUACAAUAAGAAUAAUGAUAACAAGAAUAUCAUAAAGAUAUCGAGCACUGACCCGAAGAUAAACCUGCCAAUUUUAAGUUGUGCGCCUCUGAUAGAAGAAAACCUGACCUUUAUGGCCUCAGAUAAUAACCAGCACCUGCUCCAAUUCAUACACUAUAACUUGUACAACACAAACAAAGAUAAAUUAAUGCUGGUGAGCGGGACUAGACUGAAUAAUAACAUAACUCAACUACUGAGCACUAACCAGAAGAACAUAUUGUUUGGAGUGAGCAGUAGCGGCUGUAUAUACAGAAUCAUCAUGAAAAACGACAAGGUGUUCAACCUAAUAAAGAAAAUGGAAGCACUAAUUACCAAGGAAACCCAGUUGACACUAACAAGUGACCUUUAUCACUUGCAACUAAACAGCAUCAAAAACACAACCCUGUCUUUGGACUCCAUAAAGGAAGUGUUUCACGAAAACAGUGAAUACCACAGAACCUUUCUGGGCAAGCUGAACCUGAACCAACGCACGUCUCUGUAUGACCUGCUCAACUUCUUACACCACCAGUUGUUCUCAAUGUAA
Theileria annulata is the source of this 4926-nucleotide messenger RNA. RefSeq names its product CPSF (cleavage and polyadenylation specific factor), subunit A, putative. Gene Ontology annotation, cellular component: nucleus. NCBI's taxonomy places the organism in Eukaryota, Apicomplexa, Aconoidasida, Piroplasmida, Theileriidae. The transcript has 6 exons. The record is from RefSeq and is a predicted model, not a curated record. The coding region runs from base 1 to 4926 and encodes 1641 amino acids. Gene Ontology annotation, molecular function: nucleic acid binding; protein binding.